Trichobilharzia regenti is the source of this 4852-nucleotide messenger RNA. Lineage: Eukaryota; Metazoa; Platyhelminthes; Trematoda; Strigeidida; Schistosomatidae. The record is from the annotation of a GenBank genome assembly.
GUCCAGUACUCCCUGGUUUUCGAUGGUUGUUUAACUGAUAUCAAUCCUUGAUCAACUCUCUAAAACAAAACUAACCCUUACAAACGAACUAUAAACAAUCUUGUUUACGUAUAGUUUUUAAGUUUUUUGCAUUUUGGUAUAUUAAAUAUUGGUGAACACAUAUCUGGUGAUAUUCUGUGAUCGUGUUUAGUAAAACCUGUCAAUGUGUACUAACAAGCAUAAACUAUCAAUAAUGGAGUUAUACUCUGCCACAGUGCCCGAGUUUUUUUUUUAACUUGUAUCAAUAAACUAUGAAGCUACAGCCUUCUACUAUUGAGAGUGAUGUACUUUUGAGGGCUUCUUUGAAUGUACUUUAUUAAAACUUUAUUAUUCGUUCUAGUAUUUCAUUGUAUAUAUUUUAGGAUGGUGUCCAAUUGGAUCCAAUUUUUCUGGAACUGCUUGUGUCUUAAAUUCAUAAAAACGUACUUAGAAGGUCGGUUGAAAUAUCUAGAGGUAUUUUACAUAUUGUCCUUUGUUCCAAGUCGAAACUUGGGAAUUGAAGGCUACGUAUUGGCGGACACUCUACAUCAUCCGUUUAUAGUUUUUAUGUUUUGAAUUGAAAGAUUUGGAAACUGAUUAUUUUAACUGAUAUCCUUUUCAUGGCGAAGUUCAACAAUAGCGUGCCAGGAGUACGAAUGCUCCAAUGUCCUUGAGCGCAUGCUAGUCGUUGGCUAACAGCACCUGUCAUUAUCCUAGGCUAUUCACCAACUAAGGAGUAAAUUUCACCCAGAUCACGUCUUUGAGUACUGUUUGGACAAUGUGUUAGUAGCUCGUUAGGAUGAGGAUUAGGGUUAAGUAUUGGGUUUUGGCGUAAGAUUACGGUCAUAAUCGGGAUUAGGGUUAGUUUUACGGUUGGGUUAAGGGUUUUCAUAAGGAUUAAGACUAAGGUUUGGGUUAGAUUAGGGAUAGAUUUAGAGUUGAUGUCAUUUAUUUUAAUUUGUUUUAUUAUCCAUAUUUUCCUGGUAAGUAGUUGUCGAUCUUCUUACUGAAAACCACAAUAAUCCAACCGAUAACUUUUAGGGAAGACUGCACAGUCACCUCGGUAAAUACACGCACAGAAAUUAGUCUAACUUAGCAACUGAUACUCCUAAUUAUAACUGGGACGUAUUUUUAAGUCCUGACAGACAGAUACCCUGCUUAAUGUAUUUUCAUGCAUUUUAUUGUAAAUAUACUUCAUUUUUUGCGCAAAAAUCCCUCAUUUUUAUAAUUUGCCGGCUCAAGGGCACUCGUGCAUUCGCAUAUCUUGGGACGCUGUUGUUGAACUUUGCUCUUUUCAUUUUAACCUAUGCAAUGCCAUUCCGUUUUAAUUGAUAUGUGGAGUAGAGCUUAUUUUAAGAUGUCAGCUAAAUGAUUAAAAAAAUGCUCACCUUUUAAUACAUUACAAAUGACCUGUUAUUUCUAACAUUUACUUGAUAUAAUCCUUAUAUAGUCUUCAUCCUCAGUUCAACCACUUGGAGUGUCUAAAAUUGAAAACACUAGAGAACGUAUUCAACCUACCUCUGUUUCACGCAUUAAAGCUGAUAUUCCAAGAAGCAGUGUAAGCCAAGCUGAAAGGGAAAAGCGUGAACGUAUGCGAGAGCUGGCUGAGUUACGUCGUUCACGAAGACCACCUCUGCCAUUUCCACAAACAAAUACGCCAUCAUCAAAUGCAACUGAAAAUAUAAGCUCAAGCUCACUGGAAUCUCAAUGCAAUGAAGAAUAUAAUACAAAGCAGGAAGAAGAUUUCAUGCUACCAUCGCCUCCAUCACCAUCUGAAAAGAUUCCAACAGCUGAAAAUACUCUAGUUGAUUCAUCACCUUGUACACCGUUGAGUAAUAUUGAUUUACCGCCACCUGAAGAAAUUCAUGAAUUGUGUCAUACAAAGGAGGAUGAACAUGACGAUAAGGAGAAGGAGAAGGAAGAGGAUUGUGCUAAGAAUCAUGAUACCCUUAAAAUGGAUAUUUGUCAUGAGCCUACUGAACCUUCGGCUAGAGAUGAUGAUGAUCUCUGUAACACUCUAACAAAUGAUAAUGAAAAACAGAAGCCAGUGGUAGACAUGCCGGAGAUUUCUGUAGGGUAUGUCAGUCAACAGACAACAAUAGAAGGCCAAGAAGAAGUGGAGAAAAAGGAAAAAGAAGAAGAAGAAGGCCCUCUUCGACCAGGCAUACUUCCACCACCAACUGUUCCUCUUAUUCUACAAAAUAGACAUCCAUAUUAUUCACGACCAAAAAUGGGCAUUAAACGUCGUUCAUCUCUAUCCGAAAGUUCAGUGGAUAAUAUACGUCAACAGAUUCCUCGACAAAAAUCGGUGAAAUUUCUUCAAAGUCCUACAACAACUACUGGUACCAUUACAACUACUUCUGAUAUGAUCAAGAUGAUAAUAGAUGAUACAAGUAAUGAUGGUACUGACUUCACUUGUGAUGAUGAUGAUGCAAGUACAGACGAGAGUACCCAACGUGUUUCAUCCAGUCUGUCUGUUUACUUAUCAGCAAUGCAUAAAUUGGGAUUGGAUCCUGAUGGUGAAAUUGAUUCAGACGUAUAUGAUCCCUCGAUAAAUAGUAUUCUUAAUGAUUUUGGCAGUGAUUCAACAAGUUAUUCAUCUUCGUUAGAUCAUGAUAAUAAUAAAGAAAAUUAUAAUCGAACACAUUUUGCCAAAGAUGAUACUGAUUUGCUGAUAAAAAGUCGUAUGUCACCUGUCUUACCAUUAUGUGAAGCUGAGCGUCGUUUACAGAGAAUGAAAGAGCUGCCUAAAUUAAUACAAGCUGAACGUGCUGUUAUUCUACAGGCAAGUUCUGCAUUGAAACAAUGUGUUGGUAUUAUGUCUAAAAAGGCAUCUUCAGAAGAUAUCAGUAGACUUCGUCGUCAACUUGGCCCUGGUUCUCGUGUUCACGUGGAAGUUAGUAAAACAAUGCUCAUUGCUUGUCAACGUCGUCAAGUGCUCAUGGAGGAACUCGCUCUACUCCAUCAAGGUUCACCAGUACUUGUCCCACCGCCUACUGGUGAUCCAAUACGUGCACGUAUGAAGCUGAGCGCUAUUCGUUUAUCCUUGAAAACAUCGAAUAUACCAAAUGAUCCAACUAGUGGGGGAGGAUUUGUUGUUGUCGAUCCGGAUUUGCUAUACAGUGGUAGUGUUUGGCGUGGUGCUACACCAAGUUCAAAAUCACGUGGGGAUAAUCAUCAUCUGGGUCAACCGACAUGUUAUUAUUUAAUAGCUAUAAUCAAAUGUCGUGGUGAAGGUCGUUUAUAUCAUAGUGAAUUGGUCACUUUAAUGCAUAUAAGUGAUCUCCCCGUUGGAAUGUAUCGACCAGCCACUUAUGUAGACUUACCAGCAAAACUUGAGAUUGUUCCACUUCGACCAAAUUUUGAAUUCCAAUUAGAAAUCUAUUGUAUGCGUACAGGUUCCGAUACACCAAUGCAUAAUCAUCAUGCCUAUGAAUCACCACGUAUAACUACUACUACUACUACUGGUGGUGGGGGAGUAACACUUCUUCACGGUGGUGUUGAUGGUAAUGAUAGUGAACUGGAUGAACCAACGACAAGAUUUAAAUUCCCUACGCCAAGUCAUAAAAAAUCAUUAUUUGGCCACCACCAUAAUCAUCAUCAUCAUGACCAUUCUCGGCAUAUUACAACGACUUCUACAACGCCAUAUAGUAGUAUCGAUGAUGAGGAUAGUAUUGUUAAUAAGCCAUCAACACCGUGUGAAACAGCAGGUCAUGUAUUAACUUACUGUCUACCGUCGUCUUCAUAUCUCAAGGCAACGCUAACACCAAGUAAAUUAUCUGAGCAUAAUAGUCUGCAUACUACUAAACGAGAUAAAAUUCCUGCUUUCUCCUUGAUUUCUUCUGUGGAAAUUCAUUAUCAUGAUGAUUUAUUAGUUGGUUCUAAUUAUGCUGUAUCAAAACAAGACAAAUCACAUCAUACUACUCCUACUACUCCUACUUCUACGAUUAAGAGUAGUCGUUCAACUGUUAAUAGUGCAAACUGUUUAUCCCUCCGCUUGUUACGUCUACCUCGAUCUAGUCCAUUGGCUGGAACUGCUGGAUUAGUGGAUGCCUAUGUCAGUUUGGAGGCGAAAGUAUUAGCACGUGGAUUUAUGACAGUCUUUGAGGAUAUCGGUGGUAUGGGUGUCUGGCAACGGUAUUGGUGUCAAUUACGUGCAGGUUAUCUACACUUUUGGAAGUAUCCAGAAGAUGAAUACGGACGUGGAGGUGAUGGUGGCAACAGCAAUGGAGGAUCAUCAUCUCGUAUCAAUAAUAACAACAAAAACAAUCCAAUGCAUAAUAAAUCCUCUACUUCUAAUCCACCAUUAGGUCGUAUUGACUUGAGACAUGUUGUUUGCCCACCAGGUGCUAUGCUAGCACCACGUUCAAUCUGUGCACGUAGUAAUACACUGUAUAUGCGUUCAUUGCGUGAAAUUGAUCCAACAUGUUUAUCGGCGUCAGUGAAUAAUCUAUCCUCCUCCUCCUCUACAUUGAAUGAUAAGAAGGAUAAGAAAAAUAAGAAGACAAAGGGGGAUACUCAUGGUGGUGGUGUUGAUGUUGGUGCAUCAAAUGAAAGUUUAGUAUUUCGUGCAUCAAAAGAUUAUAAAUGGUUAGAGCAAAAACAUUUACUCUGCGCUGAUACCCCAGAAGAACGUGAUGCCUGGAUCACAUGGUUAAAUGGUUGUCUUGAUUCUCUAAGAGAUUGGAUGCCAGAGCAUUUCGAUUGUCUAUCACGUUAUGAUGCAAGGCUGGAGUUUUCACAACCAGUCUCUUCACAAUUGGGUGCUCUAUUAAUACAUGGAUCACCACCAGCACCAGGAAUCUCAUCGUCAUCAUCAUCAUCAUCGAAGUGA